Molecule: messenger RNA, 2068 nt
Organism: Hevea brasiliensis (rubber tree)
Lineage: Eukaryota; Viridiplantae; Streptophyta; Magnoliopsida; Malpighiales; Euphorbiaceae
Product: proline-rich protein 4
Exons: 2
Coding region: 112-1908 (598 amino acids)
Source: RefSeq, a predicted model, not a curated record
CACUCUCCUGCCAUAGAUCAACACAAAUAGAAGCUCUAAGCUUCUAAAAAGUUGGUUUUUGUGGGGUGUUCUUGGUUUUCUUUAUUUUGAGGAGGCAUUGGUGUUUUCCCAAUGGGGAUUCUCCCCCUUUUUCGAGCAGCACUUCUGUGCUUCUACGUAUCUGCACUGUUUUCUGCAACCUCCUCCUAUGGUGAUAAUGAUAAGAGUACUACAGUGGAGGUAAUUGGAAUAGGGGAAUGUGCAGACUGUGCAGAAAGCAACAUUCAGACCAGCCAGGCACUUUCAGGGCUUCGUGUAACCAUCGACUGCAAGCCGGAAAAUGGAAAGUUCAAAACAAGGGGAGCUGGAGAGUUGGAUGAAGACGGAAAGUUCAAAGUGAUUCUUCCUAGUGAUAUGGUAAAAGAUGAAAAAUUAAAGGAAGAAUGUUAUGCUCAACUACACAGUGCCUCAGCAACACCAUGCCCUGCUCACAGCGGUCUUGAGUCUUCCAAGAUUAUUUUCAAGUCCAAAAGCAAUGGAAAACACACAUUUGGGCUUGCAGGAAAACUGAAAUUUUCACCUUUAACUUGCACUUCAACUUUCUUGUGGCCUCACUUUAAGUUCCCACCAUUGCCUAAAUGGAAACUUCCUCCAUCGAAAAGCUUUGGCCAUCCAUAUCUGUUCCCUCCUAAAGUGUUUCCUCCACUACCUCCAAAGGUAUUUCCUCCGCUCUCACCAAAGGUUUUUCCUCCACUCCCGCCAAAAAUCUUCCCUCCAAAGCCUCUCCCUCCACUCCCACCAAAAGUUUUCCCUCCGAAGCCUCUUCCUCCACCAAUUCCAGUCUAUAAGCCACCACCUAAACCACCAGUUUUUAAGCCUCCUCCUGUCCCAAUCUACAGGCCAAAACCAAAGCCACCAAUCUUCAAGUCUCCUCCUAUUCCCAUCUAUAAGCCAAAACCAAAACCCAAGCCACCAGUCUACAAGCCCCCUCCGGUUCCGGUGUACAAGCCAAAACCAAAGCCACCGGUGUAUGAGCCCCCUUCGGUUCCGAUGUACAAGCCAAAACCAAAGCCACCGGCGUAUGAGCCCCCUUCGGUUCCGGUGUACAAGCCAAAACCAAAGCCACCUGCGUAUGAGCCCCCUUCGGUUCCGGUGUACAAGCCAAAACCAAAGCCACCGGCGUAUGAGCCCCCUUCGGUUCCGGUUUACAAGCCAAAACCAAAGCCACCGGCGUAUGAGCCUCCUCCGGUUCCGGUUUACAAGCCAAAACCAAAGCCACCGGCGUAUGAGCCAAAACCAAAGCCACCAGUGUACAAGCCAAAACCAAAGCCACCAAUGUAUAAGCCUCCUCCUAUUCCCAUAUAUAAGCCAAAACCAAAGCCACCAGUGUAUAAGCCUCCUCCUGUUCCCAUAUAUAAGCCAAAACCAAAGCCACCAGUUCCAAUCUACAAGCCAAAACCAAAACCACCAAUCGUGAAACCUCCUCCAAUUCUACCACCUCCUGUUCCAAUCUACAAACCAAAACCACCAGUUGUGAAGCCUCCUCCAAUCCUACCACCUCCUGUUCCAAUCUAUAAACCAAAACCACCAGUGUUUAAACCUCCUCCAACUCCAGUGUAUAAGCCAAAACCAAAACCACCAAUUGUGAAGCCUCCUCCAAUUCUACCACCUCCUGUUCCAAUCUUCAAACCAAAACCACCAGUUGUGAAGCCUCCUCCAAUCGUACCACCUCCUAUUCCAAUCUAUAAACCAAAACCACCAAUCUUUUAUAAGCCUCUCCCUCCACUCCCAAAAAUCCCUCCAAUUUACAAGAAGCCAUGCCCUCCUCUUCCUAAGCUUCCUCCUUUCCCAAAGAUUCCUCCAAAGCCAUUCCACCACCACAUCUUUGGAAAAUGGCCUCCAUUGCCACCAUUUUCUCCUAUUCAUUAGGCUACUGGUGAUAUUUAUGAUCCCCAAUAUGAAGUUUUCAGUACCACAAUAAAACCUUUCUCACGAUUGUGUUUGAGUACAUUGUUUUCUUCACAUUUGUAAAUGAUAUAUCUUUGUAUGCCUGCCACUUUUUUUAAUUAAUAAUUUAUUUUCAAUGAAA